Limanda limanda (common dab) is the source of this 1158-nucleotide messenger RNA. RefSeq names its product dipeptidase 2 (gene dpep2). Gene Ontology annotation, molecular function: metallodipeptidase activity. The record is from RefSeq and is a predicted model, not a curated record. NCBI's taxonomy places the organism in Eukaryota, Metazoa, Chordata, Actinopteri, Pleuronectiformes, Pleuronectidae. Gene Ontology annotation, biological process: proteolysis.
AUGUCUUCUAGGAAAGCAUUGACAAGCUUUUCCAUGCACUCCAUCAGGCACCUGUUGGUUCUCUCCUGUCUGCUCCGUUUCAUAUCUGCAAAUGUCCCAGAGACCGUCAGGGACCGAGCACACAAAUUGUUGACCAAAUAUCCUCUUAUUGACGCAUAAAGCUUUCAUAAUGACAUAGCUACUUCGCUGAGGGCCCAUUACGACAACAGCCUGAGUGAAAUUGACCAUCAUAAUCUCAGUCAUCUGACCACCGACAUCACCCGUCUCAAAGCAGGCCGUGUUCAGACACAGAUGUUUGCAGCCUUUGUGCUCUGUCCGGCCCAAGACAAGGACGCCGUGAGACUGACGCUGGAACAAAUAGAUGUGAUCAGACACAUGUGCACUGAGCACCAGGAGUUUGAGCUGGUCACGUCUACCGAAGAACUGGAGAAUGCGGAGAAGAGGCAUAAGAUGCAUAAGGCAUGUCUCAUAAGUAUUGAGGGAGGACACUCCAUCGACAGCAGCCUGCCAACUCUCCGGAUGUUUUACCGUCUCAGUGUCCGCUCCAUGACCAUCACACACAACUGCAAUACACUCUGGGCACAGACAUCUUCAAACUUGUAUAGUUUCUAUCUAAGUCUGUAUAACAGCCUGACAAGCUUUGGCAAGGCUGUGGUGGAGGAGAUGAACAUCCUGGGGAUGAUAGUGGACAUCUCCCACACAACUUGGGACACGGCCUCGGCUUUGCUGAACCACACCAAGGCUCCUGUUAUUUUCAGCCAUUCGUCCUCCUACUUCAUCUGUCGCAGCCAUCGCAAUGUUCCUGACUGGCUUCUGCACUAGCUGGUGAGAAAGACUUUGUGUAUCAUGGUAAAUUUCCACACCAAUUUUGUUUCCUGCAAAGACAAGGCUAACAUCUUUCACGUGGCAGACCAUUUUGAUCACAUGAAGAAGUUGAUUGGAGCUGAGUCGAUCGGAUUCGGGGCAGACUUUGAAGGCGCUCCAACGUUUCCUCAGGGGCUAGAGGAUGUGUCCAAGUAUCCUCACCUGAUCCAGGAACUACUGCAAAGGAACUGGACAGAAAACGAUUUGGCUAAUGUCCUUAGAAGGAAUUUCCUGCGAGUUUUUAGGGAGGUUGAGCGGGUCCGUGAUCAGUUAAAUGUCACCCUACCCAGUUAG